Messenger RNA from Benincasa hispida (wax gourd), 1696 nucleotides. RefSeq names its product transcription factor MYC3-like. Gene Ontology annotation, cellular component: nucleus. NCBI's taxonomy places the organism in Eukaryota, Viridiplantae, Streptophyta, Magnoliopsida, Cucurbitales, Cucurbitaceae. Gene Ontology annotation, molecular function: DNA-binding transcription factor activity; transcription cis-regulatory region binding; protein dimerization activity. Gene Ontology annotation, biological process: regulation of DNA-templated transcription. The record is from RefSeq and is a predicted model, not a curated record.
ACAUUACCAUCUUUAUUUCUGUCUCCCUUUUGACCCUUUUGAUCAUCUUCUCCAAUUCAAUUUUCUAAUUAGUCUCAUCAUAUUGCAAUUUCUUAAAAACCAAAGAAAAAAAUUCUUUUUUUUAGGGGGGGGUUUUAAUUUUGUUCCCUUAUGGAUGAACUUAUAAUUUCUCCCCCUUCUUCUUCUUCACCAAAUUCAAGUACUGCAACUCUUCAACAAAGGAUUCAAUUCAUCCUCCAUAAUCGCCUUGAAUGGUGGGCUUAUUCCAUUUUGUGGUUGGCUUCUAAAGAUAUCACUGGAAAUCUUGUUUUCACUUGGGGAAAUGGUCUUUUUCGUGACACCCGAGACGGCAGCGGCAGUGGCGGUGGCGGUGGCGGUAGCGGACAACUCAUUAGUUUCGGGUUCGAUGAAGUUGUGGUGGAUCGAGUGGGAGGUGCCAAUUUCAGCGACUUAGAAUGGUACUACACGGCAUCUAUGAGCCGGUCGUAUGGUGCAGUAGAUAAUGUGGUGGGUCGGGUGUACGACUCGAGUGCAUACAUCUGGUUAACAGCGGACGACGGUCUUUAUUUGUACGAGUGCGAACGAGUAAAAGAAGCGCGUUUGCGUGGGAUUCAGACGUUGGUUUUUGUUUCAACAUCCAUUGGGGUUCUGGAACUGGGUUCUUCUGAGUUGAUUAAACAAGAUUGGAGUUUAGUUCAGUAUGCAAAAUCACUUUUUGAAUCUGCUUCUUGUUCAAGGUUUACACUUUUUAAACAAAAAGAUUAUGUGGGUGCUGGUAGUGGAGGAAUAAUAAUUCAACCACAACUUCCGUCGUGCUCCGAUGUGGUCAAGAGAGAGACCAGCCGUGGUGGAGGAGGGACGUCCUCCGAUUCCCUCUCUGAUAACUCCGAUGGAAAUUUCAUGUCAACUGUCAAUAACGAUAACGUUGGUAACAAGAGGGGGAAGAGAUCGGCAAAAAAUAAAACAGAGUCCUCGCUGCCGGUAAACCACGUGGAAGCUGAACGGCAGCGACGACAGAAGCUGAACCAACGAUUCUACGCGCUCCGAUCGGUGGUUCCAAAUGUCUCGAAAAUGGACAAAGCUUCAUUGCUCGCCGAUGCAGCAGAUUACAUCAAGGAGCUAAAGUCCAAGGUUCAAAAAUUGGAGUCUAAGCUAAAACAACCACAGCACCAAACUAGUAGCAGCAUGAGCAUUGCAUUUGAUCAUAACCAAAGCACGACCUCAGCGGUCGAGCAAACGAUGAGCUCAACAAGUUACGCAAUGAACAACAACAACGUAGAAGUGCGACUUAUCGGGUCAGAUGCAAUGGUGAGAGUUCAUUGCAGAGAUGAAAAUUACCCAUCAGCAAGGCUUCUGAAUGUGCUAAGAGAUUUGGGACUUCAAGUUCAUCAUGCAAGUUUGUCAAGUGUAAAUGAACUGAUGCUACAAGAUGUUGUUGUUAGAAUUCCUCAUGGGACAGCCUUGAAAGAAAAGACCUUAAAAACUGCCAUACUUCAAAGACUUGAAUAAUGUUUGAUUUUGCAUGGAAUAAUGUUCUUUAUUCGGUUUAUCGUUGUAAGUCGGUAUGUGCAUGUUCGAAGGUUUAUCUAUCGAAUCUGUGUUAUAGAUAAUAUUGUUAAAACAACGAGGAUGUCUUUACUUAUGUAAUACCGUACCUUUGUUCGUGUAAUAAUAUGAUAUCAUGUCUACUUGAACU